AUGCUGCAGCCCUAUUCCGGUGCCGGCUCACCGCCGAUGUUUGGCGACUUUGAGGCCCAACGCCAUUGGAUGGAAAUAACCCUCUUUAUGCGCUACACUGUUCUGCUCUCGGAACUCCUAACCUACACUCCAGCUGUCAUCUACUUCGUCUGUACAUCAGCUAUCAGUCAGCUCACUGGGACGCCACGUCUUAGUCCAGGUGUUCUUUCUCUGUUCAUGUUUUCAUAUCCCGGUCUGAUACUGAUAGAUCACGGUCACUUCCAGUACAACUGCGUGAGUCUGGGUUUUUAUCUUCUGGCCUUUGGCCUCUUCUGCAAUGAUCGCCGUCUCUUUGGCAGCAUCGCCUUCUGUCUGGCCCUAGCCUACAAGCAAAUG
Messenger RNA from Dibothriocephalus latus, 375 nucleotides. NCBI's taxonomy places the organism in Eukaryota, Metazoa, Platyhelminthes, Cestoda, Diphyllobothriidea, Diphyllobothriidae. The record is from the annotation of a GenBank genome assembly.